This is a messenger RNA of Wasmannia auropunctata (little fire ant), 976 nucleotides long. Its product is annotated as 15-hydroxyprostaglandin dehydrogenase [NAD(+)]-like. Gene Ontology annotation, molecular function: oxidoreductase activity, acting on the CH-OH group of donors, NAD or NADP as acceptor. Bases 19 to 813 code for a protein of 264 amino acids. The record is from RefSeq and is a predicted model, not a curated record. The transcript has a single exon. NCBI's taxonomy places the organism in Eukaryota, Metazoa, Arthropoda, Insecta, Hymenoptera, Formicidae. Gene Ontology annotation, cellular component: cytoplasm.
CUUCCAGAAAUCAGCAUAAUGUAUGACGUACAGAAUAAAACUGUAAUGAUCACUGGAGCAGCUGGCGGAAUAGGUUACAAAUACGCCGAAAUACUGCUUCGCAAUGGUGCAAGAAGUAUUGCCGUGGUCGAUCUGCCAACGUCGAACGGUCAGAAUGCGGUGGCUACUUUGCAAAACGAAUUUGGGAAGAACCGUGUCAUCUUCAUCGUCUGCGACGUGACAAAAGCUGACGAUUUCGAGAAGGCAUUCAGGAAGAUUGUUGACGCAUUCGAGGGACUUGAUAUUCUUAUCAACAAUGCUGGGAUAUUGAACGAUAACUAUUGGGAAGAAACGAUCGAUCUCAAUGUGAAGGCACUAAUUCGCGGCUCUAUGUUGGCAUUCGACUACAUGGGAAAGCAUAAAGGCGGCAAGGGCGGUGUAAUCGUGAAUAUUUCUUCCGUGGCUGGAUUGGUCCCAGCUAAAUUUCUGCCAGUAUAUACCGCUUCGAAAUAUGCCGUUCUAGGAUUCAGCCAGUCUUUGGCAAAUGUUUACGACAAGAGUGGAGUGCGAGUUGUAGUCAUGUGCCCGGGUGUUACAGCAACAACUUUGGUCGCAAAUAUCAACCAAAAAUUUUGUAAAUCCAUCCGCGCUUUGAAAGGUGAGCCUGACGAUGAUUUGGAGACACAUCCGAAGCAGACAACGGAUAACGUAGCACUUGCGAUGUUAGAUCUUAUUCAGAAGGGUAAAAACGGAGCGGCUUGGGUCAGCGAAGGUGAUCAACCGCCAUACGCCGUGGAUUUUCCCCAUUAUUGCAAGCGAUCUCUGCCUGUAUAAGUUGAUAUUGCACUUCUCAUAUAAUUCUAUUACUUUAUGUUAAUUAAUUUACAUGGCGAACACCAAAUCAAUUAUAUAUGUGUAUGGAAUGUCAAUUUAAAAAUAAACAGUGGUAUCAUUAAAUUGAUCAUAUCUGUGAUAAACAGAAAUGAAAUAUGAUUAA